This is a messenger RNA of Acanthisitta chloris (rifleman), 904 nucleotides long. RefSeq names its product CTP synthase 1-like. The record is from RefSeq and is a predicted model, not a curated record. NCBI's taxonomy places the organism in Eukaryota, Metazoa, Chordata, Aves, Passeriformes, Acanthisittidae. The transcript has 10 exons. The annotation marks the transcript as partial. Gene Ontology annotation, molecular function: CTP synthase activity; identical protein binding. Gene Ontology annotation, biological process: CTP biosynthetic process; pyrimidine nucleobase biosynthetic process. Gene Ontology annotation, cellular component: cytoplasm; cytoophidium.
GUACGACCGUCUGCUGGAGACGUGUUCCAUCGCCCUUGUGGGCAAAUACACCAAGUUCUCUGACUCCUAUGCAUCUGUCAUCAAAGCUCUGGAGCACUCUGCACUGGCCAUCAACCACAAACUGGACAUUAAGUAUAUUGACUCUGCUGACCUGGAGCCAGACACCCUGCAGGAGGAGCCUGUCCGCUACCAUGAAGCCUGGCAGAAGCUGUGUGGGGCUGAUGGAGUUCUGGUUCCUGGUGGCUUUGGUGUUCGAGGGACAGAAGGCAAAAUUCAAGCCAUUUCCUGGGCAAGAAAACAGAAAAAGCCCUUCUUAGGAGUCUGUUUGGGAAUGCAGUUAGCUGUGGUGGAGUUUGCUCGCAGUGUCCUUGGCUGGCAAGAUGCAAACUCAACAGAAUUUGACCCCAAAACUUCUCAUCCAGUGGUCAUAGACAUGCCAGAACAUAAUCCUGGGCAGAUGGGUGGGACCAUGAGGCUUGGCAAGAGAAGGACACUCUUCCAAACCAAGAAUUCCAUCAUGAGGAAGCUCUAUGGAGAUCAUGAGUUCUUGGAAGAGAGACACAGACACAGAUUUGAGGUCAACCCAGAGUUGAAGAAGUGUUUUGAAGAGCAAGGUCUGAAGUUUGUGGGGCAGGAUGAGGAGGGAGAGCGCAUGGAGGUGGUAGAGCUGGAAGAACAUCCCUUCUUCGUCGGUGUGCAGUACCACCCUGAGUUCCUCUCCAGGCCCAUCAAGCCUUCCCCCCCCUACUUCGGGCUGCUCUUGGCCUCUGCAGGGAGACUCAGCCAUUACCUGCAGAAGGGCUGCAGGCUCUCACCCAGGGACACAUACAGCGACCGCAGCGGCAGCAGCUCACCCGACCUGGAGAUCACAGAGCUGAAGUUCCCAGCAGUCAAUCAUGACUGA